Molecule: messenger RNA, 420 nt
Organism: Lytechinus variegatus (green sea urchin)
Lineage: Eukaryota; Metazoa; Echinodermata; Echinoidea; Temnopleuroida; Toxopneustidae
Product: serine/arginine repetitive matrix protein 2-like
Exons: 1
Coding region: 1-420 (139 amino acids)
Source: RefSeq, a predicted model, not a curated record
AUGAGGUCACCACGUCGCUCUGACUCUCGCUCACCACGUCAGUCAGAACGUGCUAGUUCGGCUCGUCUCUCUCGUUCCCGAUCACCAAGCCGGAGGUCCAGGACAUCACAAAAGGACAUGCCUAAAUCAUCCGUUCCAGAUUUUCCAAAGUCACCUCAACCUGACCGAUCAAAAGUAUCUCCACGGCAUGGUCGGAAUUCUACCCCUGAACCAGAGGAGGAGCUGGACUAUGAUGAGAGAUCGCCGUCACCGCUUGAUUUGAGAUACGCUUCUAGGAAAGUGGUGUCGAAGAUGCCGUCUACCAGUGACUGGUCAGAAUGCACUGAGAAGGAUGCUGAGACGAAGGCUGACAACCCCCGCCAGGGCAUUCAGACAAUCUUACACGAGAUGAGAACCAGCAGAUCAGAAGAGGUGACCUGA